Molecule: messenger RNA, 5226 nt
Organism: Cryptosporidium ubiquitum
Lineage: Eukaryota; Apicomplexa; Conoidasida; Eucoccidiorida; Cryptosporidiidae
Exons: 1
Coding region: 1-5226 (1741 amino acids)
Molecular function (GO): protein binding
Source: RefSeq, a predicted model, not a curated record
AUGAUUACAGAUUAUGGUAAAAACCGAAUUUUGGUAGCGCCUGCACCAAAUUGGUUUUGUAAAAGUGCAUUAUCUUUAAAUGAGGAGAAAGGUUUCUAUGUAUACUCAACUAAGAAUAGCCUAAUUCUUGGGACAAUUUUAGAGAAUCGGAUUUUGGGGUCUGUUUAUUGUGGAAUAAAAAGUAAGCCAAUAGGCGUUACAAUAUUCAUAAGUUCACAUUUAUCUGAGGAAGCAACUUUAAUUGCUAGUACCCACUUUGACUGUAAAAUAAGGUUUUGGGAGAUAGUUGAACAGAGCAAUGGAAUUAAAGAAGUUUCAGAGAGAGAUGACUUAUAUUCUGACGAGAAGCUGAAGCCAUGGCAGGGAAAAGAAAAAAGUAUUAAUAUGUUGGUUGAUUCCCUAAAAAUUAAUUUAAUUUCUGACUCAAUCAAAUGCAGUAGCUUAGCAAAUGUGGUUUAUUAUUAUAAUGGGCAAGUUUUUGUCGGAGACGUACAAGGAGUGAUCUUAAAAAUAUCGGUUAGUGAUUUUAGAAAUAAAGAUAAGCCUGAGACUUUUACAAACAAAUUUCAUCCUAUAAAAGAAGAAAUUACUUUAAUCGACAAGACUGCAGAUAAUGAAAAACUUGCUGUGGGAUAUAAAAAUGGUCAAGUAAUUAUAAUUAGUAUUCUGAAUGGUGAUGUCCUUUUAAUUUUGGAGGAUGAAUCUAUGUUGAAAGAGAAAUGUAUUUUAAGCAUCAUAGAUUUAAGUUCUCAGAUGAUUGUUAGUACUUCAAAAGGAAACAAUAAUUUGUUCAGUUAUUGCAAAAAAUCCGAGAAAUUAGAAAAAAUAGAACUUGUGAAAACUUUAAAGCAAUCUAUUUCAAGUCAAAAGAUAGAAAAAGUUAAAAGAAAAAAUCAAUAUAAAACUCAGAAAACACAAGGAUGUUUUUGGACUUUAUUACUCAGUUAUCAAAAAGGAGCUAAGAUUAAUGGAGAUAAGUUCUAUAUCAUCAUGGAUCACGAAAUUGCCGAGUUUGAACUAUUGAAAAACAAAGAGAUAGAUAUUAAAAGAAAGUUUAGUAUUAAAAAUAAUGAAAAAGAAAGAAACAAAGAUUCAAUAAACUCUGAAAUAAUAUUUAGUGUACUGAGUUAUGAGUUUAACACCAAAUAUUACUUGUUAGGUAUUACCAAAAGCAAGAGGGUAUUUCUAUUCAACACAACUGAGUGGAAAUUAGAAUGGAUUAUGAAUACUUUGGGAGGUUGGAUUGAUGAAUUAAUCUCUCCAAAUGGUUUCUCUCAUAUUAUUUACAUUUUAAGUGGAGAGGGAAAGCUCAUGGGUAUGGACUUACUGGAAUCCCAUAAGGAUUUUACUCAAAGAAUAAAUAGUAGCUAUAUUUACGAAAAUCUAAGUGGGUUUAAUAAAGACGAACAAAUCUCAAAGAUAUCUAUAAAUCCAAUCAAUUCUGAAUAUAUCUUUUACUCGACAAAUUUUGGUAAUCUUGGCAUAUUGUAUAUUAAUCCUGAUAACAUCAGUCAUUAUAGUAAUAUUAAAAUUAGGAUUGAAAUCAGUAAUCAUGAAUGUUCAAAACAAAAAGAUAUCUGUAACAAAAGAAUUUGUGAUCAGAAAAAUUCUGAGUUUAAAGACUUUUUAUCAAACUCAGAUUUGGAUUGGCUUGUAUUAUUAAGGUCCCCAUCUUCUUGCUUAGAAGAUCUUAAAGUGCCAUUAUCUGAUUUCCAACAAAAUAUCCACUUCAAAAGCAAUAAUUCCAGCGAUGGAAAAUUCUUUAAUAGUCAAGUAAAGUUAUUUAAUUCUUUAAUUUACAAUUUAUACCGAUUCCCAAUUAUACUCAUUUUUAACUACAAAAAGAAUAAAUGUGUAUAUGCAGAUUUAAGUCCAGGAUUUGAAAAUGGUGAACUUAUUAUUAAUGCUAUACCAAGAAGUUUUGAAAUUCAAAGUAGAUCUGAAAUUGAAACCAAAGAAGAUCAUAUAAUUCGACUAAAAACUUCAAAUAAAGGAAUUGGAGCUGAAUAUUAUAAUACAGCCUAUUUUGUGACUGUCAAUGGGAAAGCUCAGAUUGAAUAUCUUGGGAAGAAUUUGCUUCAAAGUAUUCAAACAAAUAAAUUGAACAUCGAUAAGGUAGAUGAUCACCAGAAUGAGUUAAUCAGUGAAAAAAAAACUUCUAUUUAUAUUUACAAACUAGUUUUUUCCCUAGUUAAGGAUGACCAAAUAAACCUUGACUGCUUUGAAAAAAUGGAGAUUGAAAAUGCAUUAAAAACUAAUAUAAAUACAUUAGAGUUAGGAAUUGAAAACCGAAAAAUCAAUCUUGAGAGAGUUAUUAAUGGUUUAGUUGUUUUUAAUAAGUUUAAAGAUUUCGAGGAAAUUUAUGUAUUAAUAACUAACUAUGGUAAUCUGAUUAUAUUAUCUUCUGAUAAACUGGUGUUAAGGCUUGAGAAUAUAUUUAAGGAUAAAAACAAAAUGGAUUAUGACUACGUUUCUAUAAGUAUGAUAGAGGUGGGAAAUAUAGAUCAAUUAAAUGGCCAAGAUAAUUCAACUUUAAUAUUUAAUUUAGCAAUAUCAAAUGAAUUCAACCAAACUAGUAUAGUAGAAGUGAAAAUAAUUAAUAGCCAUAUAUUUAAUAAAGAGAAUUUCUCAGCUGAAAUUUUGCUAAUUAGACCCAACACAGAUCAUAAGGGAAGUAUUACUAAUAAGUACCACUUUAAAUCAAAAUCAAUAUGGUACCGUGAUGUUAGGGAUUUUUACAAUACUUUUGAAAGUAAUUUGAGAUUAUUGAUUGGAGGCCAAGAACAAAUGUUACAGUUGUUUGAUGUUUCAAAAGAAUUAAUGAUUAAAUCUAAACAUAAAGUAAUUAAUAAGAAUUCUUUAUUAUUUCUAACAAAUAAAAACAUUUACCAGCAAAAUAAUCAGACUAGUAUUAAAGCACUUACUCUUCUUUUAGAGGUAAGGUUAAUAUAUAAGCUAAAUAAUAUGAAGAAAUUUAAUUCAAAUGAAAGCUUUUGUAUUUUAAAAGAUAUACAAUCCAAUAUAAAUAAGGUUUUAAGUGAAUCAGGAGAUAAUGAAGUAAUUUUUGAUCUUAUAUUAUUCUUAAAUCAUAAAAAUUCAGCAUCAGAUCUAAUUGAAUUACAUCUAAGUACCUAUUUUAAUAAUCAGGUAACUAAUAUUGAUAAUGGAUGUGAGAUUACAAAAUUCUUUAGUGUUAAUUCAAAUUACAAGAAUAUUAAAGAAUCAAGCCAAAAUUUAAGUUUAUUGAUUGAGUAUUUAUAUCUAAUUAAUGGCCAAAUAGAUAUUGAUUCAUGCUUAUUUAAGAAUUUCUUAAAAAAAUACUCAAAUAAUGCCACUCCUUAUAUUGAAUAUAGCCAAAAUAUUGAUAUUAAUCCAAGUGAAAAUAAUGAUGAAAAAUUUAAAAGGUUUGUUAAAAUAUUUCAAAAUGUUGAGAAUGAUUGUUUACUUAUUGAAUGGCUAAGAUAUCUUUCCCAAUUCAAUAUUAAAGAUUCAAAAUGUUUAGAAUUUUUGGAUAUUGAAACUGACUGUAUUAUCAGAUCUCUAAUCUUAUUAAAAUUGGACAAUUUACAGUUAAAGCUAAAAUCUAUCAAUUCUUCAAAUACUCCAAUUAGUCAUAAGAAUUUAUCAGUAUUUAUUGGGGAAAAUCCGAAUAUCCUUCAUGAAUAUUGUAUUUUAAAUAUUUUAAUGGGGAGAUGUCAUAAGGCUAUAGAAAUGUAUUGUUAUUACAACCUAUUUCAAUGUGCUUGGUUAAUUUCAAACCUUUAUCUUGGGAAUGAUCAUGAAUUAACUCUUAAUGUUUUAAGAGAUUGGAAUAAAAAUUUAAAAUCUAAUAAUUUAAUGAUGCAAUCAUUUAAAUGCCUUAUUGCUAGCUCUGACUUUGAAGAACUUUAUCAAGUUUUAUUAGAAAGAAUAUACUACAUUUCAGAUUCUCACUAUAAAAUAAGGUUAAAUACUGGUGGUAAUAAUGAUGAAGAUAGUUUUUCUCAGGUAGAUAAGUUAUUUCAGAAUUUCAAGCUAACAGGAUACUAUUUAUUAAUUUCAAGUUCAGAAAAUAAUAGCAAAGAUAACAAUAAAUUCCAAUUACUUAAAGAAUUUUCAGCUGAUUUAGUUGAUUAUAUAUUUUUGAUUUUUAAUAGGUAUCGAAUUAAUAUUGUUUUAAAGAAUAAGUUAUAUAGUAAAUUUUGCUUUAGAGAAAUAAUUUCAAUUAAAAAUAACCAAAUAAUAUCAGAUUUACAUAAGUUGAUAAUAAAUGAAGAAAAAAAUUGUUUAAUGGAUGAGAUUUUUGAUGAAUUGGAGAUGAAGAUUAUGAGGAAUAUACAUUUAUAUGAAAUUGUUAUACAAUUUUCACUUAUGGUAUUUUCUUGUGGAAAUAAGAUUUUAAUUUCUGAACUGGAAAAAUUCUUAAAGAAAAACAAUAUUAGAAAGAAAGAAGAUUUAUUUCUACUUUUAAAAAAGCUUAACUAUUUACCUUUUGAAGAUGAGAUGAAAUUAAAUAUGGAACUUAAAGUUAUGAAAGAUUUGUUGAUUUUAGUUUUAAGUUUUAUUUUGGAAUCAAAUCUUAACAUUUGGAUUUCAAAAGUUGAUGAGACACUUAAAAUUUUAUAUAAUGACUUAUUUUUUAAUGAUUUAAAGUAUCAAAAAAAAAGUAUUUUUGAUAUAACUUUUGAAGCCCUGUUUGAUAUUUUUUUACUUAAAAAAGACUUGGAGAAUAUAGAAAGUUUAUGUUUUAGUAAAGAAUUAAAUAAUACUUUAUUAGAAUGGAUGAAUUCAGAAUUUUUAUUAGAAUUUAGAGAUUCUAUUCAAAACAAUUUUUCAAAUCAAAAAGAAUUACAUAGUAAGAGACUUAUGGCAACUAAGUAUGAUCUAUAUAUAUUAAGUGUAAUUAAAAGGAUAAAUAAAACAUUAGUAUUGGAUCCAGUAGUAAAUCAAAAUAAUUUAUCAUUAAGUAAUAAUAACGAUUCAAUAUUGACUAAGUCUUUGAAUGAAUCAGAUUUAGAAAACUUAACGAGAUUUCUUAAUAAAGAAGAAACUGGUGAAUUUUUAAAAAAAAACUCAAUUUCAUACCAUUUUAUAUUUAAGACCAAUAACAGCAAUUCCAUUGUUGUUUGGCUUUAUAAUAAAAUAACAAAUUUGGCAAGUCAGAGUAUAAACCAAGAUCUAGGAUCAAAAGCCAAGAAAUUAGCCUUUUUAAUUAAAAAACAAUAUUUAAAUAAGAAAAAUAGCUAA